AGACUGGACACUGGGUGUUUGCUCAGUACCUGGCUGCUAAUCAAAGAACGGCCUUGUUCUCAGCACAGGAAAUUCCAAGGUGGUUUUCUAUGCUGGCCUCUCUAGUUUGGUCUCUGGAGGGUCCAGGGGCCUGAAAUGACUUGAAGAAGGAAUCUGAUUAGUUCAGCCUGCCUGUCCAGGUCUCUGAUUAUUGAGGGGGUAGCUGCUAUUUGGAGUGGCCUGGGUUGCUUUGGGCUCCAGGGGGCAUUUUCUUUGGCCCAUAGCCCUUACCCUGUCUCUGAAAUGGUUCUGGCUGAAUAACAACCUUGGGGAGUGAGUGGGGGGUGUAAUUUGGUCUGGGGCGGAGACAGGAUUGAGAACACAGCUUUCCUUGUGGCUCAGCACUGAGGGAGGGCAGCAGGAGACUGGAGAUCCAUUCCUCACUUGGUCAUUCUCAGUCCAUGAUGGUGCGGUCCCCAGUAUUCCUUGGUGCCAUCUUCUUGUCUGUUUUCCCAGGGCCCAGCGGGGCUGAUCGUGACAUGCCCAAGCUGGCUGAGUGGAAGCUGUGUGCGGAUGAGGAAUGCAGCCAUCCUAUCUCCAUGGCUGUGGCCCUUCAGGACUACAUGGCCCCUGAUUGCCGCUUCUUGAAUGUAUACAGGGGCCAAGUGGUGUAUGUCUUCUCCAAGCUGAAGGGCCGUGGACGGCUCUUCUGGGGAGGCAGUGUUCAGGGAGAUUACUAUGGAGAUGCGGCUGCCCGCCUGGGCUAUUUCCCCAGUAGCAUUGUUCGGGAGGACCUGAUUCUGAAACCUGCCAAAAUUGAUAUGAAGACAGAUAGUGUGUACCCAGGCUGGCUUCAAAAUUACUAGCCUUCAGCUCCAGCCUCCUGAGGGCUGCUUCGUUUUCAGGCAUGUGCAACUAGGCCCUGCUCAAUGCCGAGUGAUUUCUAAUUGGGAAAUGCAGAGGUUACAGGGCUGGAAGAUAAUUUGUUCAUUUCUGUGAGGUCAAACCUGGUUCUUGCACCGGUUUCCUAUCUACUGUUUUUUCCCUGUUCUCUUUUUCAGAAAUGGGAUUUCUACUGCCAGUGAGCUCAGCCUACCGUUGUCCCUGUGGUUUACCUUCCCAGCUUUAUACAAAUAGAACAGCCAACUGCAAACUGUUUUGUCUCUUUGGUUUUUGAGGUUGGGUGGACAUGUGCAAAGAAAAUGUUUCUUGGGUUUCUGAUCUAGCCAAUCAGUGACCAGAAUGUGGU
Chionomys nivalis (European snow vole) is the source of this 1228-nucleotide messenger RNA. It is a transcript of the gene Mia, whose product is annotated as MIA SH3 domain containing. NCBI's taxonomy places the organism in Eukaryota, Metazoa, Chordata, Mammalia, Rodentia, Cricetidae. Gene Ontology annotation, biological process: extracellular matrix organization. The transcript is spliced from 4 exons. Gene Ontology annotation, molecular function: protein binding. The record is from RefSeq and is a predicted model, not a curated record. The coding region runs from base 441 to 845 and encodes 134 amino acids.